AACAGAGACACCCCCGCUACCUUUCUUACCAUUCAAGCGAAAACAACACAACAAUCUCUCUUUCUCUCUCUCUCUCUAGGAAGAAUAACAAGAAGAUCGUCUUCUUCGUUCCUAUCUCUCUCUCGUCUUUUCUGCUAAAAAAACCCUAAACCUUCAGGGCUCUUUCUCUCUCUAGAAAUCUAUUCCUCAGAGUGUUUCGAUUUCUCUCUCCUAGGGUUACGGUUGGGGUGGCGCGUCGAUGGGGCAACAGUCGCUGAUCUACAGUUUCGUGGCGCGUGGAACGGUGGUUCUUGCGGAAUACACCGAAUUCACCGGAAACUUCACCAGCAUAGCUUCUCAGUGCCUCCAGAAGCUUCCCGCCACCAAUAACAAGUUCACUUACAACUGCGACGGGCACACCUUCAACUACCUCGUCGACGAUGGAUUCACUUACUGUGUGGUCGCAGUUGAGGCUGUUGGUCGACAGAUUCCAAUUGCCUUUCUCGAGCGGAUCAAGGAGGAUUUUACCAAGAGAUAUGGUGGAGGAAAAGCUGCAACAGCAGUUGCUAAUAGCUUGAACAAGGAGUUUGGGCCCAAAUUGAAGGAGCACAUGCAGUACUGCAUAGAUCAUCCAGAGGAGAUCAGCAAGCUUGCUAACGUUAAAGCUCAAGUCUCGGAAGUUAAAGGAGUUAUGAUGGAAAAUAUUGAAAAGGUCCUUGACCGUGGAGAGAAGAUUGAACUUCUGGUCGAUAAAACAGAGAACCUUCGCUCUCAGGCACAAGAUUUCAGGCAGCACGGUACCCAGAUGAGGAGGAAAAUGUGGUUGCAGAACAUGAAGAUAAAGCUAAUAGUUUUGGGUAUCUUAUUCGCGCUGAUUCUCAUCAUUGUUCUAUCUGUUUGUGGUGGCUUCAAUUGUUGAUGGCUCCUGUUUGCGCUCUAUUUGGACCAUCUUCAUGACUGAGGAUUCGAGUUCCUCUUCCAGUUUUACAUUACCCGUCACAAUUAUUUUUGUUUGCUAUUUCACAUUCUGAUAUAGCCUAUAUUGUAAGACAGUGUAUGUAUAGUUUGUAUGCAAACACUCUCCUUUAGUCUUUUGACGUGUGGAAGGUGUUCUGUUCCUUUAUUUCAUUGCUCUUUGAUGUUGAAACAAUGAAAAUUUGCAGCCUAUUGUGAUUCAUUCCAGAUUUAUUGUUCGGCA
Molecule: messenger RNA, 1177 nt
Organism: Morus notabilis
Lineage: Eukaryota; Viridiplantae; Streptophyta; Magnoliopsida; Rosales; Moraceae
Product: vesicle-associated membrane protein 722
Exons: 5
Coding region: 239-898 (219 amino acids)
Biological process (GO): vesicle-mediated transport
Cellular component (GO): membrane
Source: RefSeq, a predicted model, not a curated record